This is a messenger RNA of Tarenaya hassleriana, 1269 nucleotides long. RefSeq names its product probable S-adenosylmethionine-dependent methyltransferase At5g38780. The coding region runs from base 18 to 1163 and encodes 381 amino acids. The record is from RefSeq and is a predicted model, not a curated record. Gene Ontology annotation, biological process: methylation. Gene Ontology annotation, molecular function: S-adenosylmethionine-dependent methyltransferase activity. Lineage: Eukaryota; Viridiplantae; Streptophyta; Magnoliopsida; Brassicales; Cleomaceae. The transcript has 3 exons.
UCAAACCAAGGAUUGUCAUGAGAAAUUUUGGAGUCGUAUUGGAAGAAAUGGCGAACGUGAAGCCGACAUUAAUUCAAUCAUAUCCCAUGAUCGGUGGUGACGGCCCACAUAGUUACCUUCGUAAUUCUACUUACCAAAAAGCUGCAAUAGAGAGUGUAAGAGCAAAGAUCAAAGAAACCAUUUUAGCAAAACUCGGUCUUAAAACCACGAAACUUGACCUAAACACUUACAAAAUCGCGGAUUUCGGUUGUUCAGUUGGAUCCAACACAUUGGAUGUUAUCCAAAACAUCAUAGAAACCUUAAAACUCAAACACCAACAAGAAGAAACCAAAGGAAAUAACCAUGAACACCUCGAGUUCCAUGUUUUCUUCAACGAUCAAACUGACAAUGACUUCAAUACUCUCUUCAAAACCUUACCUCGGUAUCACCUCGACCGUGAAAUCUUUGCUUGCGGUGUUCCCGGUUCCUUCUACCGCCGACUAUUCCCGAGAAACAGUCUUCAUAUUGGACACACUUCUAAUACACUCGUUUGGCUCUCAACAACUCCGGAAGAUGUUUGUAACCGAAACUCGCAAGCUUGGAACAAAAACAGCAUCCUUUGUACUAAUUUAGUCGAACAAGUGACCGAAGCUUACAGGAACCAAUUCAAGAAGGACAUGAGAGCUUUCAUUGCAGCUAGAGCUCAAGAACUUGUCCCCGGAGGAUUGAUGAUUAUCUUGGGACUGUGUCUGCCCGACGGCGUACAAAUGAUUCGGACAUGGAAAGGUGUCGUAUAUGAUAUGAUCAGAGAUUGUCUGAUCGAUAUGGCCAAAUCGGGAAUAAUAAAAGAGGAAAAGGUCGAAUCAUUCAAGUUGCCAAUAUACUUUCCACAAUUUAGUGAACUGAAGGAAGUGAUAGAGCAAAAUGGAUGCUUUAGCAUUGAGGUUAUGGAGGAAGUGAAACAUCCUAUGGAGGAUAUGCCGUUUACCGACGGCUUCAUCAUUUCCAUGUUUCGAGCUAUGUUGCAUGGGUUCAUAGAAGAGCAUUUCGGAGGCGGUGUUGUUGAUGAACUAUUUGAUCGAUUUGGUAAGAAAUCGACGAGAGAUCGCUCUAUUUAUUCGAGAGCGAGCCAAAAGGAUAUGCAGUACUUCAUCUUACUUAAGAAAAAGAUCGAUCGAUCAUGAUUAUGUUAGGCUAAGGUUGUUUUCCAUUGCUUAAUACAAUGAUCAAACAUAUAAUAUCAGUUUCAUCAUUCAAUAAUCAGUUUCGAAAUCUUGGACCUGUCUCACU